GCCCAGAAGACACAUCCUACCCUGUGCUGUAUGUGUUUGAAAGAGCAGCUCAGCGCGGGAGGGGAAAAAAGAAAGAAGUAAGAGUCAGAGGCACAGAGAGAGCGAGGCGGCUCCAGAGUGAAGUAGAAACAACCAGAACUGAGAGACCGAAUACUUAUGAGAACCAUAGAGACCAGAAGAGUGAUUGGAACUUGUAUGGGUGAAAAGAAGAAAAAAAAGAAAGACACAAAAAGAAUAUGGGAAGCACCAGUGCACUGAAUGGCUCACAGGGGCUGAACAGCUCCUUGUCGGGCUCUGACAAUAGUUCCAGUUACAGUGAGGUGAAGAUGGUGUUGUUGGGCAUGGCGUCUCUCCUGGUGCUGGUCAUCGUGUUCGGAAAUAUCCUGGUGAUCACCGCCAUUGCUCGUUUCCAGCGGCUGCAGACGGUCACGAACUGUUUCAUCACCUCCCUGGCUUGUGCCGACCUGGUAAUGGGCCUCAUCGUGGUGCCUUUUGGGGCAUGCUCUAUUUUCUUUGGGACAUGGCACUUUGGGAACUUCUGGUGCGACUUCUGGACGGCCACAGACGUGCUAUGCGUCACAGCCAGCAUAGAGACGCUAUGCGUGAUUGCCCUGGACCGUUACCUGGCAAUCACGUCACCCUUCUGGUAUCAAUCCUUGCUCACCAAGAGCAAGGCCUGCAUAGUGGUACUGCUGGUAUGGGUUGUGGCGGGCCUCAUCUCCUUUCUGCCUAUCCAUAUGAAGUGGUGGAUUGCCAACGAUGAUGUGGCGAGGAACUGCGCACUGAAACCCAACUGUUGCGAGUUCAACACCAAUCCACCAUAUGCCAUCACAUCCUCCAUCAUUUCCUUCUACAUCCCCCUGGUUGUCAUGGUGUUUGUCUAUAGCCGUGUCUUCCAGGAGGCCAAGAAGCAAUUGAAGAAAAUAGACAAGUGUGAAGGUCGCUUCCAUGCCCAGAACAACAACUUAGCCCACGAGAAUCGCAACGGUGAAGGAAAGAACUGGAAGAAGCCCAAGUUCUGUCUAAAGGAGCAUAAGGCCUUGAAGACCCUUGGCAUCAUCAUGGGCAUCUUCACCCUCUGCUGGCUGCCAUUCUUUGUGCUCAACGUAGUGGUGGCCAUUAAGAAAUUUCAUGACAUCCGCCUGACCUUCAAGAUCCUAAACUGGAUAGGGUACGCCAACUCAGCCUUCAACCCCAUGAUCUACUGCAGGAGCCCGGAGUUCAGGUAUGCUUUCCAAGAGAUCCUCUGUCUGAGAAGGUCCCGUUUCCCCAAGCUUGGACCCUUAAAUGGAUACAUGUACACUGGGCACAGCUGGCAGAAUGAAGUGCAGGUUCGGAACAAAAAUAAUAUGGAGGACAGUAACUCAAUCGACAGAAUGCUGGAGACGGGAGAAUGCUCUGGUGCAGCAGGCAAAACAGACUCCAAUGGCAACUGCAGUAAAGUCCUGUUGACAAUCAUGUAAACUCCUGCCACACCUCUCUUCACUUUGUCCUCCUCAUUACCCAGUGGCAUGUGACUGAUCGGGAUGUUCUGGUAAGCAGACCAGGGUUAUAAAGGGGUGUGUUUUGCCACAGAAGCACAUUCAGUUCUUCAUCAUAGCUCUGUCUACCUAUAGGACAUCUUCAACACGUUGUUUCUUCUACCUCUUUACAUUUUUGUGCGAUGACUUUGUCUUUUUUUUUUUUUUAACUUAAGCUGUAUGUUUGUUGAAAGGAUUUACUUAAUAUGAGGUAGCAAACAAGCUCAGUCUUUAAAGUGUUUGCUCGCAGUUGUAAAGAAAACUAUGUCAAACGGAUGCAAUGUGGAGGUUUCCUGUUUUAGUAUUGACUUGACUUUCACAGGGAACUAAAAAAAUACUGGAAUUAGGAACUGGGAAGCACAUUCUAAUGACGGUAAUAUGAAAAACUCAAGCAUAACAUGAGGAGUGAAGCAGUUGAACUCUGAACCUGUAUGCCACUGACCAUUGUGUUCGCAUUCAAAGCAUUCCACAAGAAGCCAGAUUCAUGAAACCAAAUCGUUUCGUGCGACUUUUUCCUGCUCUAAGGAGGGAGAGGAGUAACCCGACACUUUGAGAAAAAACGACAGGUGCGAAUGGCUGCUUGGGCUUCCACCAGCCAAGCUCCCGAAGCAGAGCCACAGCCUGUGUGCUCACAAUGCUAUCUCACAGCUACUGCGUGUUUAGUGUGUGAACAUGACGCAAGUUUCACUGCACUGCAGUGAUAGGAAAGAACUGGAUGCAAACUCACAAACAAUCGGCGUGUUUUACAUCGAUACGCUUGCUGAUCGAGCCCUAAUGCGGAAGUCCAGUAAAUUGACAGAACCGUGACUACAGAGGAUGCUCUUCUUAAGAUUCCUACAUCAGUUCUAGAAUAAGGCCAAUGACUUCACACACAGCCAAAACAGCUGUACCUUUUUUUUUGCACCAUAUCUAACUUACUUCCUGUUUUGUGGUGUACCUUGCUGUAAAAAGAACAUCUACACUAUUUGUUUCCACCAUGUGUGGCUCUAUGGUAGCAUUCCUUUCUCAAACUUUGCUUACUUUCAUUUUGGGCAUGAGUUGUUCAUUUCCUUCCUUGGGACUCGUACCUUGCUUUCUGUGAACCUCCUGAGCCCUCAGAAGGUUUCCACUGCUGAAUGAGACAGACACGUUCACGGGAGUUUGUGACAUUAACCAUAACCAUUAACCUUAAAACUGAUGACAUGCUGCCCCUAGACUCAAAGUUGCUGUCCAGCAGCAUGUCCAAAGUGACCACCCGUUAGCCCUUAGAAAACUCGCAGGGGUUUAAAAUCAGUAUUAAUGACUUGUUUAUCUGUGCAUGCAACAGUUCUUUAAAGUGCAACCAGGUCUUUGUGUUGAAACUGUGAACCAUUUCAUUUUGGGGGUAAAUAUAUAUUUUAGUACUGUAGCUUAAAUGACCCUGUUAAAAAUUAUCUGUUGAGCUUUUGUAUAUACAAAGUGCAGCUGUACAAAGCGCUAUGGUAUGUGACGGUCUAUAUUGUGAUUUCAUAUCGUGUGUGUGUGUCUACUGAAUACACACACACGUAUUUUUGGUGAUACGUACGGUUUCUUACAUUCACUCUUUGCACUCAAAAGGUACAAAAAACAUGAAUACCGCAGUGCUGUUCAAAUGAUUGUAUUCUAUGUGCUGGUCAUUUUACUCUGUAAACAGGCUAGCCGUGCACAUGAGCAAAACUAGGCUGACGUUCUAUUGCUCCAAGCGUUCGGUAAAUGUGUGUGUAAAGUGAUUAAUCGACCAUGUGACGUGAGGUUCUCUGUGCAGUUUCUUUUACGAUGCACUUCUUACAAAGCGGGAAAGAAAGGAAAUCGAUCUUCGAAGCAUUAGUUCAGACUGCCCCCUCCUGGCAGUGCGCACCUGAGCUUCUCUAACGGAGCCUGAGACUUUCGCAUGGAUUGUAAGCCCCCUGCCCUCCCACACACCCCACCUCAAUAAAGUGCGGCGAUGUUUAUGACCCGGGUGUCUCUGAUGGCUGUAGUGUCAACAUGCGCAAAGGCACUGACUCAGCAGCGCUGAUGCUGCUUGCUAAGCAUUGCAGACAAAGCCACAUCCCAGGGCGGUGCGUACCACAUAGGCGCCGCGCUGGAGUGGGCUGCCGUCCAGGGGAGUAGUAUCAGGCGGCUCCUCUGGUUGUGACCCACCCCGGCCUCUUUACCCCUUUACUUGUCGCAAAGCAUGAAGGUCAGUGGCUCCGAGGACCGAAAUAGCCUCUCUAAAUCAAUCAUUAACGGGGUGAAUCAGCAGAGAGGGGGCCAGUUCAGGUGUAUCGUCCCUCAUCCGGAGGGCCUGGCGACAGCACAUGCCAAAAGCUUGUGCCCCCCCGGUGCCCCCGAACCCCGUCUGAUGACCUGCCUGUAACUGCAUACAAAGAACUGGCAGAGCACCUGUCACACUGGGGUUUCCCAAGAGCCAGGGCAUCCCACACUGCUGCAGAUCACUCAUACAAAGUAUAUGCUCUGUGGGUGAGGGUCCUGGGAUGGGGCAGCGGACCAGGAAAGGCCACAUAUCAAUAGUAUUCCAGGCCGUCGGGUUGCGGAGAGGCGGGGGGGGGGUCGAAGUUCAAAUUGCUCAUCGCAUGCAGCGACUAUCUGGCUUUGCAGCAUGAAGGAAAAUUCUUAAAGCCACACCAGUUCAAUGUUUACUGUGUUUGUUACUGACCUAUUUGCACACAAGAUUGUGCUUGUUUGUUACUGUGUUAUGUUCUGUUGAAGAAUUAUGUGGUAAGAAGUUAAUUGUACAGUGAUAUUUAUGAUGUGUCAGCAGACAUUUGAAUUUGUUUAAUAAAUUCUGUAUUUGAUGAA
Messenger RNA from Scleropages formosus (Asian bonytongue), 4319 nucleotides. It is a transcript of the gene adrb2a, whose product is annotated as adrenoceptor beta 2, surface a. Gene Ontology annotation, biological process: adenylate cyclase-activating adrenergic receptor signaling pathway; positive regulation of MAPK cascade; norepinephrine-epinephrine-mediated vasodilation involved in regulation of systemic arterial blood pressure. Gene Ontology annotation, molecular function: beta2-adrenergic receptor activity; norepinephrine binding. Bases 237 to 1463 code for a protein of 408 amino acids. Lineage: Eukaryota; Metazoa; Chordata; Actinopteri; Osteoglossiformes; Osteoglossidae. Gene Ontology annotation, cellular component: plasma membrane. The record is from RefSeq and is a predicted model, not a curated record. The transcript is spliced from 2 exons.